AUGCCCUCAGACCCGGCCUCCAAUGCUGGCCCCCACGACUUUGACCCGUUCUUCUUCGCCGCGUUCUUUGACAUGUUCCUCUUCGGAGUUGUGAUCACAAAGGCGUAUUCCUACUUCAUGUGCUCAUCUAGAGAUAGGAAACUGAUGAAGGCUGCAGUGCUUUUCGCUAUUGUGGCCGAAACUCUGAAGACGAUCUUCGACAUCGUCUCCGUGUAUGUACCCCUGAUAGAACGUUUUGGGGACCACAGCGCCCUUCUGUGGACCGAAUUCCCGUUUCACGCCGGCCCUGCCCUGACUGCGCUCGUCACGAGUGUGGUGCAAUCGUUCUUCGUAUGGCGCAUCACGGUCCUCACGAGGAACAGAUGGAUAGUGGGCAUCAUCUCCGUGUUCGCGGUCACGCAGCUCCUCGGGGGCAUCGGCUGCUCCAUCGCAAUUUCCAUGGUAUCCUUCGUCCUCGAAUUCGACAAAUUGCACUCGAUCGGCAUCAUCUGGCUCAUGGCCGCCGUCGUCGGCGACGUCAUGAUCACCAGCACCCUCGUCUACCACCUCCGCCGGCGCAAGACGGGGAUGCAGUACACCGACUCGCUCAUAAACCGCCUCAUCCGCCUGUCGAUCGAGACCGGGCUGCUCACGUCCAUCUGGGCCGCCGUUGACCUCAUCGUCUACCUCACCGUCCGGUCCGCGCUCCACCUCGUCUUCAACUUCACGCUCUCCAAGCUCUACUCCCUCUCCCUCCUCCUCUCCCUCACCUCGCGCGACGGCUGGACGCGCUCCGCGCCCGCCACGCGCCCCCCUUCGCGCCGCGGCGCCGCGGCGGACACUGGCACUGGUGCCGCCGCCGCCGCCCUCACCCCGUCCGCCGCGCGCCUCUCGCGCCGCGCGAGCCAGAUGCUCGGCCGCGUCACCGCGUUCUCCCCCACUGCGAGCCACCGGACGACGGCGGCAGACGUCGAGAUCCGCGUCGUCGUCCGGUCCGAGGCGCACGAGGUCGUCGACGGCGAGGACCGCGAGGCGCCGGAGUGCGUGGGCGGCGACAAGCGCCGGAGCCGCGCGAGCCGGAACUUCGGGGGCGACUCGUUCGGGGAGCCGGAGCCGGAGCCGGAGCCGGAGCCGGAGCCGGAGGACGAGAGCCGGUUCGGGGCGGACGAGAAGGGGAAGCGGCGGGAGAGCGCGGGGGGCGAGGCCGUGUGCGACCACCGCGGGGCGGAGGUGGCGAUGGGCGCGUCGCCGGCGGACAGCGAGCUCACCGCGGUCGACGGUGUGCUGGAGAUCGCGCGAAGGAGGACGAGCUGUGAGCUCGCGCGAGGACGGGGGGCGCACUAA
This is a messenger RNA of Epithele typhae, 1323 nucleotides long. RefSeq lists its product as uncharacterized. The transcript is spliced from 6 exons. The record is from RefSeq and is a predicted model, not a curated record. Bases 1 to 1323 code for a protein of 440 amino acids. NCBI's taxonomy places the organism in Eukaryota, Fungi, Basidiomycota, Agaricomycetes, Polyporales, Epitheliaceae.